This is a messenger RNA of Erinaceus europaeus (western European hedgehog), 1130 nucleotides long. RefSeq names its product protein SCO2 homolog, mitochondrial (gene SCO2). Gene Ontology annotation, biological process: mitochondrial respiratory chain complex IV assembly. The transcript is spliced from 3 exons. NCBI's taxonomy places the organism in Eukaryota, Metazoa, Chordata, Mammalia, Eulipotyphla, Erinaceidae. The record is from RefSeq and is a predicted model, not a curated record. Bases 138 to 1112 code for a protein of 324 amino acids.
AUGGGAGGGGAGCGCCGCCGGGGAGGGCGGGGGCCUUGCUGACGCGUGACCUCCAACCUUUCGCCGGCUAUUGCGCAAGCGCACUACCGAGUGCCCGCGCUCUCUGCCUGGCUGCGCGUGCGCUGCACCAUCGACGCAUGCGCAUUGACUGGCAGGGCAGCUCGCUGGAGCAGGAGGAAGCAGAUAUCCUGAGCUCGAGGGACGUGCCGAAGGUCAAUCGGCUUAGACCCAAUUCUACCCGGGAGACCAGCGGUCACGGGAGAACCGCCCAGCAGCAGCAGGCGAACAGAAGCAUCAGGUCGAUGUCACUGCUGGCUCGGGCGCCCACUGGCUGGCAUAGGCUCUCUCAGCUCAGGCCUCCAGCCCUACCCAGGACCAUAGGAGGUGAAGCCCUCCAUGUGUGUUGUCGGCUCUCAAGGCAGAGCCCCCCAGAGGUGGGCAGACAGGGCAGGCCCCAGGGCCCUGGGCUGCGAACUAGACUGCUGAUCACAGCCUUGUUUGGGGCUGGGCUGGGUGGGGCCUGGCUGGCUGCAAAGAAUGAGAAGGAGCGGCGGCGCCAUAAGCAACGGACAGAGGCCCUGCGCCAGAUAGCUCUGGGCCAGGGGAACUUCAGCCUGGUGGACCACCAGGGCCAGCCUCGCUGCAAAACCGACUUCCGGGGCUGCUGGGUGCUGAUGUAUUUUGGCUUCACUCACUGCCCUGACAUCUGCCCAGAUGAGCUGGAGAAGCUGGUGCAGGUGGUCCGGCAGCUGGAAGCUGAGCCCGGCUUGCCCCCGGUGCAGCCCGUAUUCAUCACUGUGGACCCUGAGCGGGAUGACGUCACAGCCAUGGCCCGCUACGUGCAGGAUUUCCACCCAAAGCUCCUGGGUCUCACUGGCUCUACUGAGCAGGUGUCUCACGUGACCCGUAGCUACCGUGUGUACUACAGUGCUGGCCCCAAGGACGAGGACCAGGAUUAUAUUGUGGACCACUCCAUUGCCAUCUACCUGCUCAACCCUGAUGGCCUCUUCACAGACUUCUACACCCGGGCCAGGUCAGCUGAACAGAUCGCAGACAGUGUGCGGCACCAUAUGGCCCUCUUCCAAAGUGUCCUGUCUGAACCCAGUCAAUAAAGGUGUGACGGAACUGCA